AUGGAGCGUCGGUGGACUCAAUCAAUGCUGGUGGCUGUCGCUGCGUGCGCCUCGACCUCUAUUGCUUCGCCUACCGAGACCAAAUGUACUCGCGACACGGCCCCGAUGCAGGCCCAUUUGGCCUAUUCUGGAGACCGGGGCAUGACUGUUAGCUGGAACACUUACUCCAAGCUGCAUCACCCAUAUGUUCGCUACGGACAACAUCCCAACGCUCUUUCGCAGUGGGCCGAAUCGGACGUGUCCGUCACCUAUCCCACUUCGUCCACCUCCAACAACCAUGUGAAGAUCACUGGUCUGGAGCCCAACACUAUGUAUUACUAUCAGCCGCAGUGUGGGAACUCCACCCAGAUCUAUACCAUGAAGACUGCUCGUGUUCCUGGUGACAAGACUCCCUUCAGCAUCGCAGUUGGCGGUGACCUGGGCUUAAUGGGCCCCCGGGGACUUACUACCACUACUGGUCCUAAUGGGGGUGUCGCCCCCUUGGGCCCCAACGACAACAACACAAUUCAAUCGUUGCAGUCCAUGAAGUCGGAGUGGGAAUUCUAUUGGCAUCCUGGUGACAUCGCCUACGCCGAUUACUGGUUGAAAGAAGAGGCCCAGGGCUUCCUUUCCAACUAUACAGUCAGUGAUGGUCCGGCUCUGUAUGAAUCGCUCUUAAACCAGUACUUCGACGAAAUGACUGUCUUGACUGCCGAUCGGCCCUAUAUGGUUGGACCUGGUAACCACGACUCGAACUGUGACAAUGGUGGUACCACCGCCAAUGGUGUUGUUUACAACGCCAGCAUUUGCCCUAUGGGCCAAACCAACUUCACUGGCUUCCGCAGCCAUUAUCGUAUGCCUAGCGAUGUGUCUGGUGGUGUCGGAAAUUUCUGGUACUCCUUCGACCACGGCAUGACUCACUUUAUCCAGUUAAACACUGAGACUGAUAUUGGCGAUGGAUUUCUUGGACCCGAUGAGCCUGGGUCCUCGGAAGGCAUGAACUCUGGGCCAUUCGGAUCUUACCCUAACGAGCAGAUCGAUUGGCUCGAGAGGGACUUGGAGAGUGUAGACCGUAAGAAGACGCCUUGGGUCAUUACUGCGGUGCAUCGCCCUUGGUAUGUGAGUGCCAAGAACAUCAGCUCUACCAUCUGUACCGAGUGCAAGGAUGUCUUCGAGCCUCUGCUCGUUAAGCACAACGUCGACCUUGUCAUCCAAGCGCACACCCACUUCUAUGAGCGCAACCAGCCCUUGAACGACUAUGUCAUGGAUCCUGCCGGUCUUGACAAUCCCACAUCCCCGUGGUAUAUUACCACUGCCGCCCCUGGCCACUACGAUGGAUUGGACAAUUAUCUUUCACCUCUCAAGCCUUACGUGGCUUACGCUGAGGACACCGCCUACGGAUGGAGCAAGAUCACAUUCCACAACUGCACUCAUAUGACUCACGAAUUCGUGUCUAGCAGCAACAACACAAUUCUUGACACCGCCACCUUGUUUAAGGACCGCAAGUGUGGCUCUGAAACGAAGCACAACGGCUGAUUCUGAAUGGGUGGACGUUGAUUUCCUAUUUGACAUAAUGGCCACACAACCCUGAUUUCCUUCUCCGUUGUUUUUGGUACUAAAGAUUUUCUUGUAGCUUCUGUAUCAACCAGGGAAGAUAGUGGUAGAAACUAUCAAAAUAUCAUUUGUUAGAACCAUAUGCGCCGCCCGUGCAGAAUAAUACCUGCCUCGGUGGUUCCGAUGCCUUCUCCAGUCUCUGCAACCAGCUGCUCAUAUCCGCUCCGUGAGCUGGUUACUCGGGGCGGCGAGUUGACUAACUCACUCACCCUGUGCUCCGGGAUCCGAUCAUUUCCGAGGCGGUAGUUUUUACCGUCACCUAGAUUGCACGAGUUGAAUUUCAUUGUGGUAUAUAGUAGCUAUACAUGGUACCAACCCCGAGGAUCAAGGACUUGCAUCUCAUUGAUCACGCAGAAUUCACCAGGUUCUUUGUUGUCAGGAGAUGAUCCCGCCCAGCGUGCGAUUUGAUUGUGAAUUGUUCUCUCCUUGAAGCGAGGGAAAGUCGUCCAGCGACGUAUCCGGUUCAACCACAAUCCCUGCAGGAUCGCCCUGGGAGUCAACCAAUUCAAGGUGGGGUUCACAGCCACAUAAGCAGCAGUGCUAUAGCCAACACGCACAAGGGGAUUGAGGAAGACUCCGUGUUGUUUGGAGAGUGGAUUAUCUGCAUGAAUGAGGCAGCAUUCAGAGCCCUCGAGGUGACAAGUUGCUAGGGAAUCUGGAAUUCCCCGGAAUCGAAGGGGCGGGCUCGCCAAAAAAGGAGCGGCAGGCAUUGCGAC
Molecule: messenger RNA, 2309 nt
Organism: Penicillium brasilianum
Lineage: Eukaryota; Fungi; Ascomycota; Eurotiomycetes; Eurotiales; Aspergillaceae
Source: the annotation of a GenBank genome assembly